Messenger RNA from Cladophialophora psammophila CBS 110553, 3477 nucleotides. RefSeq lists its product as uncharacterized. Gene Ontology annotation, molecular function: sequence-specific DNA binding; zinc ion binding. The transcript is spliced from 2 exons. The record is from RefSeq and is a predicted model, not a curated record. Gene Ontology annotation, biological process: rDNA heterochromatin formation; regulation of transcription by RNA polymerase II; silent mating-type cassette heterochromatin formation. Lineage: Eukaryota; Fungi; Ascomycota; Eurotiomycetes; Chaetothyriales; Herpotrichiellaceae. Bases 1 to 3477 code for a protein of 1158 amino acids.
AUGGCGACGUCGCCCGCAGACGGCGUCUCCAUACGGACCAUCAGACUGAAAGUUCUGUACACAUUUGAUUCCGAGCAAAAAGACAACCACCUCGCACGAUGGCCCCACCCUUUAGAAGUGCAGACUGCUUUCAUUGACGACAUAAAUCUGAUCGGCGUGAUCGAUCUGCGGAUCUGUUUGGAAGCUGUCACAACUGCUAGCCCUGAACUCACCACUCUUGUCGAUAAUGACUACACCAUUUAUGCAUAUGAUUACUCAGAACCUGAUACACCAUUAGUCGGACAAGGGAUGCUGUCGAAAGCGCUAGCCGGUCAAGCUCAAGGCACUAGCACCGAUGGCGAGACAAUGGUCACGGGCAAGAUCUCCAAAAAUAUUAUGGGCUUGUUCUCUAAAAAUGCUCAAGAGACGUUGGAAGUCAAACUUCGAUUUACCCCGGUCAACACGUUUGCACAGGCAAGGUAUCGCUCAGGCAGUGUCAGCUCACAAGACGGGAUGCGGCCUCACUGGAGCAAUGGCUCUUCUCUACUGUCAUUGCAGCGAUCAGCUUCGCCAAUCGAUACUUCCGGCCUAGAAACGAUGCAGCGGAUGCUGAGCGGUGAGACCCUGCAGGGGUCAGGAUCAGGCAGCAGACCCGGCACACCGAUAGGAACGCAGCACCUCAAUCAUCCUGCACGGCAGUCUGGCCAUCCGUCCCGGCCUAGUUCAAGAGCAGGAAUGCGUCAGAGUUCUGAAGGGAGACGUGAAUCAUUUCAGUCAGGAUAUUACAGUGGCGAUGAAAUCGGGGAAGAAGGUCCGGCAAGAAAGAGAGCGAAGACGACCAAAGUUGAUUUGCCGACAAAGUCCAAUUUCAAUAUCGAACGACAACCCGAGUCGCUAAGAGUCGUUGCCAGUGCUGCAUCAAGCCUCCGACUUCAUCGCCCCAUCGCCGUUAACCCUGCUGCAGCCGUUCAGGCAAAUUCUCAAAACGAACAAUCUGUAAGGCCACCCACCCCGAUUCCUGCUUCGAAAACAGCCAAACCACGAGGAAGACCAGGCCGACCACGAAAGAACCCUCCUAGCAGUUUGGCACAGGGAUCCCAGGUUAGAGAGUCCUCCCCAACAGCAGAUGUUGGUCCUCAGCCUGAGCUCCUUGCCGUGCCCAUCGCCUCGCCCGAGGACACUCGAGGCCAAAGUGUCGGCAGCACGCCCGCCAAUAUCCCGUCGUCGCCGCCUGUCAUGCCAGAACUUCGGCAACCAGCGAUUACCAGUCCUGUACUUCCCCCUGUGAUUGAUACCUCUGGGCACGACUACGGGUUUAUGAGUGGUAACCUCGAAGACCUGUUUGGAGACGACCACUUGUUGCAAUUUGACGACUUCAUCGUGGACAAACCAGAAGACCUUGAUAUGGAUGAGGCUAGUCAGGAAAAGCAGCCUGCGACCGACCAGUAUCCUCCGGUCUUUGAAGAGGGCAAUGAUGUCGAAGAGGCACAACCCCCACACCCGAGCUACAAUAUCAUGCCCCCACCGCUUCCUGUUGCAUCAAAGCCGCUGGCUAGAGCACAAUCGUACACCCCGGCACCGGCACCACGAGUCAGCAUGUCAUCUCCACGACUGGCACCGGCUCCUAUUCCAAGAGCUCGCCAACUCAUGGAAGAGCAACGUGAGCAACAGCGCAAAAUAGCUCCUGCACCCCUGGUACCGAAAAGUGAUCCCGCUCCCAGGGUCCUGCAACGAGCGCAAACAUGGGCACCUGAUAGUGAUGUUCCUAUGUCAGAUGCUCCCGGAGGAGAGGAGGCAAAGGCAAAGGCUGCAUCCAAGAAGAAGGUCGGCAAGGAGCAGACCAAGGCAAGAUUGGAGAAUGCUAUCGCAAAUGGAGUUAUGCCACCAUUCUGUGACAAUUGCGGCGCAAUAGAAACACCCGCGUGGAGAAGAGCUUAUGUCAGGGUUUUUGACUGCCCUUGGGAUGAUGUCGAAACAUCCCUCAAUCAUGGUGAAUGCUGCUUCAAGGAGCCAAUUGAUCACAAUCCCGAUGGAACAGUGAAAACUUUCCGAGGCUACAAAGUAGACAAGCGACUAGGUGACGAGGCAGACGACUGGGAGGCAAUAACUUUGUGCAAUCCGUGCGGCUUAUGGUUUCACAAGCAGAAAUGCCCUCGACCUGCUUCAAAAUGGCAAAAGAAAGAUCCCAAAGAGAAGGGCAAGCGCAAGCGGAAUCCUCCAAAACCUUUUGGAAAGACCCAUGGGAAUUCUAACCCCAGAAGUGAUGCCCAGAGCCCUCCUAGCGACGACUCUUCUCCGGGUGACUCGGCGACGGAUGCUCCUGAUGCAGAAGAGAACGACACUGAGAUCUCUCAAAAUGGCAAUGCUGCUGCUGACGAUGGCGAGCCGCAGCUGCCCCCGAUCCCACGCUCGUUUCGGGCGAACAGCGCAGGUCCGGGGACCAGAGGUCUACAAGCACGGACUCGUCAACAGACCGGUGGCAGACAGGUGCAAUCAAGUCCUACACGUGCUCAUGGUUCAGAAGACAUUCCUAUAGAGAUCGAUCUAACACCGAAGCCUGUGCGAAGACAGCUCUUCCCUUCGCCAGACAAAUCGCAAAUACGAUUGGAUUCUGGUCCGCCCCAUACAGCUGCCGAUACCUCCUUGCCUGCUUUCGUCAGACGAAGCCCCAGACUCAACAAAACCAGGGAUUUCUUUGCAGUAUCGACAGCGGCGGUUGAACUGGACGUCAAUGGAAAGGAGAACGUGGCCCCUGCUACGGCGGUGGUUGAUGAUGGUCUUGCAGAGUUGUUCGAGGAAGCUCCCGCGGAUAUUGAACUUCCACCCACGACUCCGACGCCCAAGAGACGAUCUGAGCGUAUUCUACUCAAGACGCCCUCUAAGACACCGCAACGUCAAUUUGGUGCCCAAUUGUCUCCUAAUGCUGACCAGUUGCCCCAUUUCCGGACACCAAAGCCGAGGCAAGAUCAACAUCCUGCUCUUACUGCGUUGCUUGGCACAGUGCCGAAAGACGUGCUGCAGAUGACACCUUUCUCUCGCUCUAUUCAUGAAGCAUUGACCGGCGACCACGCCCUGGAUCUUAAUCUGACGGAGGAUGACAAAGCUAUCUUGCGGGCCGGUGAGAAAAAAGAAACACCUAAAAAGGCCAUUUCAUUUGACUUUCCCGAUUUGCCAUCUCUCAAGAACUCUUCUCCAAUGUCGGGUGACCAGCUGAUGAACUUCGCCUUCUCGGAAAUGACAACGGAUCAGUUGACUAGUGAUCUGAUUGAUCCCUUCGCCACUACUGCGAUGACCAGUUCGCCGCCUACGGGGAUUUUCGGGUAUCUCGACACCACCGAAAUGGACAAUGGCGUCAGCUCGAUGUGGGAGAGUCUCGUUGAUGCGAAUGUGGCUUACCAUACUGGACAAUCUGCAUACCCUGACCCUGAAGCAUUGACAGUUCCAGAGACUGCUGUCCAAGGGGUGCGCAGAAGCCCAAGAAGACAGAACGCGAAGUGA